Molecule: messenger RNA, 1559 nt
Organism: Neoarius graeffei (lesser salmon catfish)
Lineage: Eukaryota; Metazoa; Chordata; Actinopteri; Siluriformes; Ariidae
Gene: arl11
Product: ADP-ribosylation factor-like 11
Exons: 1
Coding region: 198-737 (179 amino acids)
Biological process (GO): intracellular protein transport; vesicle-mediated transport
Cellular component (GO): cytoplasm
Molecular function (GO): GTPase activity; GTP binding
Source: RefSeq, a predicted model, not a curated record
ACAACCUGCUGUGGCUAUACAGUUUCGCUCCUGCUUUACGGUCUGUUUCCCUGAGCAAACUAUAGGACCUACAAAAGACUUCUCUCCUUUCUGAAGCCUCUUUCUGUUGACUCAAAUUCCUCCUGUGGGCAAAAGGUAGGAGUUCAUCUCAAACAAAACCCAUCAGUGACGUCAUAUCAAGGACGACGAAGUGUAUAAUGGGGCCCAAUCUUCCGAAGCUCAAGAGGAAGUUCCAAAAGGUGCCGAACGUGGUGAUGUUGGGUCUGGACUCUGCUGGGAAAUCCACCCUGCUCUACAAGCUCCAGCGACAGGAAGCCAUGGACACUUCACCUACCAUAGGCUUCAACGUGAUCACUCUGGAGCUGAACAAAAAGUCAGUGUUCACCGUUUGGGACAUAGGUGGCCAAAGAGGUCUGAGGUCCAACUGGCAGUACUAUCUGGAAGGAUGCAAGGUGCUGGUGUUCCUAGUGGAUGCUAAUGACAGGACUCGCAUAGAGGAAGCAAAGAUAGCUCUGAAGACCGUUUUAAGCGAUCGGAACCUGGAAGAUGUUCCGCUGAUGGUCUUGGCUAAUAAAACAGACCUGCCAAACUCUAUGACGUUAAAUGAGGUGUGUCAACAGCUGGAUUUAGCGAAAUGCACCGACAGGAAUUGGGAGAUCCAGGCAUGUAGUGCUUUAAAAGGACUGGGACUGCAACAGGCUUUCCUGACUGUGGCCAAACUGAUUCAGAAGCAAUAAGGAAGAUGGCGUCAAUGGGCAUGACCAAUGGACAAAUGAGUUUUUGGAGUAACAAGAAUUCUAGCUAAAGGCUGAAAGAUAGUGAGAAGGAAAAGAGAAUGUUGUAUUAACACUGAAAAGCUGGCAGAUGACUAAAUGAGUGCCAACUCACACGAGCCGGUUCCUGAUGAACUAUAAAAAGGGGAAGUGUAAACAACAAGGACGUUUCAAAGACAUUUUUGAUUGCUUGAGACACAACACCAAAGACAUAUAUGAUAGGAAUGUCAGAUUUAUUUAAAUGAAAAGCUUAUGAUGUAAUGAAAUACACAAAUUCAUGCACUAUACAGUACUAACAGCUAUGUGAUUUAACUACAUGAUGCUUGAUUGUAGGAAUACAGAGAUUGGGUUUUGUAAUAUAACAAAGUAAUUCUCUUCAUUGUGUUGCCAUGUUACUGCGUCGGGUGCGUUUCUGAGGUAGACGUAACUUCAUGGGUGUGUCUCAGAUACACCCGGCCAUUCACAUAUUUUAUCCUUUGUUCAUCAAAACAGGCAUUACUAUUUAUUAAAAAAGUAAUUCACUUCAUAAAGGUGGCGCAACAGAUUUGUGCCAUUAUUACAUCCACGACUUAAGAUCCAUUAACUGAACCAUCAAAUAAUCCAUCAACUCUUAGGAUUGCGUAAUUAAGGCCGAAAUCACUGUGCAGUGCACUUAGAAUCGAUAAGGACCAUUUUCCCCAGCAAAAUCAUAAACAAAUAACCAUAUGAGGCAUCAUGUAUCUCAGUCUGCUCAUGGUUACUGUUCUGUUCCUCAUUGUUUCUUCCUAAACAAACUCAUCAAACCUG